This is a messenger RNA of Symbiodinium sp. CCMP2456, 1098 nucleotides long. Lineage: Eukaryota; Dinophyceae; Suessiales; Symbiodiniaceae. The record is from the annotation of a GenBank genome assembly.
AUGUUCACGACGAUGAAGCAUGCGUCCCUCCUGAGCUCGACCAUGAAGGACUUCGAGUUCCUGCAGAGUGCCAUGGAUGUCCUGGAAGGUGCCUUUCCUAUCAUGGUGGAAGUCUGGGACAGCGAUGUGACGAGAUCCCAGUUCAUCGGAGAGGUUGGUGUGGGCCUGUCCUUGGGAGAGCAGAGCUAUACCUUGCCGCUACGACCCAACAAGAAUUGUGGCACGAAGAGCUUGGAGAAGGCCGAGAAGGGAUCUAUUGGCACAGUCACCUUCACCACAAAGGUUGAGAUGGGCGCCAAGACGCUGUGUAACCCGGGCAAAACAGAGGAGUGCGCUCCGAUCACUGUGACGGUGUCUUGUGACAAAGCUUCUGGAUUGCCCUCAAUGGAUCAAUUCUCAAAAUCAGAUCCCUACUGCAAGGUUCGGCUGAAAUCUUCGGAUACACAGCCCUCGGCACAUUUCAAGACCAAAGCCAUCGACAACACGGCAAACCCUGACUGGACCAGUAUGGAGCACAGCUUCACUGCCUCCUUCCUGGUGCUGGUCGACGAAGACAGGCCCUGGAGCAUUGACUCCAUGAGCUUGACCGGGCAGUUCAUGGCCAACACGCGGCUCAUGGCCAAGAUGAUGGUUCUCGGCGGGGUGGAGUGUCCAGACAUCGAGUCAAAAUCCAAGAGGCAACAGCAGGUCUGCGAUCUGCUUUGGGCGCCCACAACGUCUAUCGACCCUGCCACGCUUCAGGAAGCGGCGGGGUCUUUGAAUGCCGAAGAUGCCCAAGUAAUAGCCAAAAUGGCAGAGGAUACCAAGGAUGCAGGCAGUGAAAGCAGCUUGACAGAGAUGGGCCUUGGCGACGACGAGUCCCAGCGCGCCCUCCUGGCAAGGCCGGGUUGCAGUUGUUGCCACAUGGCCCGUCAUCGAAGGGCACGUCGCCAUACUCACUACCAUGGUCGCACCUACUACAGCGGGCACUCCUACGACCGUCGUCGCUACUAUCGGAGCACUCCCCGUGUGUACAACCAUCGGGAUCCGGACCCCAAAGAAGACGGAAAGGUGACCGUGAUUGCUGCGGUUCUCGUCCUCUUGCUCAUCUUCUUGUGA